AUGAGAGGAGUGGGAAUAGGAGGGGAGGAGAAAGAGAAGGAGGGAGAGGAGGAGGGAGAGGGGGAGGAGGGGAAGGAGGAGGAGGAGAAAGAACGCACGUGGAUGCACGGCCCGCUGUAUCCGCAGCCCCCGCGUCCCGGGAGCAUCGCCCCCCGCAUCCCGCAGCGACGCGUUCUCGCUCUGACUCUUGUUCGGGCUCUCCUUGCUCGAGCUCUUCGUCCUCCUCUCCCUCUCCCGGUGUCCCGCUGUCCCAGUGUCCCUGUGCCGGUGUCCCAUUGCCGGUGUCCCUGUGCCAGUGUCCCACUCCCGCUGUCCCUGUCCCGUUCCCGGUCCCCCCUCCCCUUGCCGGCCCGGGCCAUGGCCCCGGCCGUUCCCCUGUGCCGGGCGGGGCCGCCCCGUCCCCGGCCCUGGGCGGCCCGGCGCGGUCUCGCCCUCGCCCGGCUCCCGGCGCGCCGGCUGUGGCGCUGCUGGGCGCUCCUGUGGGGCUGGCUGUGGGACGGGCUCGGCCUCGCCGCCCCUUGGCUCCGCCUGGCUCGAGCCCGGCGCCUGCCGGGGCCGGCGGGGGCCACGGGCGCCGCGGCCGCUGCCGCCUCCUCGGCGGCUUCCCCGGCCAGAGCUCCGCCGCUCGCCAGCCCGGCCGCCAGCAGCGAGCCGCCGCUGCCCGCUGCGGCUGGGGAAGCCCGGCCCGGGCCGCUUGAGGGGCGCUCGGGGGCCGUGCCGGGCCCCGGCCCCAACGCUGACGGCCACGUCUCGCCCGCACCGAAGGCCAAGGAGCCGCUGCACGAGCGCUACCGGCUGCAUUCGCUGCUGGGCAGCGGCGGCUUCGGCCGCGUCUACGCGGGGACCUGCCUGGCGGACGGAGCCCCGGUGAGUGCAGCAGGAGGAGGAGGAGGAGGAGGAGGAGGAGGGCGGGACGGGCGGCGAGCUCAACCCGCCCUUCCCCUCGGCUUGCAGGUGGCCAUCAAAGCCGUGUCCCGGGAUGGCAUCCGGCGCUGGGGCGAGCUGCCUGACGGCACCCGGGCCCCCCUGGAGAUCGUGCUGCUGGACAAGGUGUCCAAUGGCUUCCCUGGUGUCAUCCAGCUCCUGGAGUGGUUCGAGCUCCCCAACGGGUUCCUGUUGGUGAUGGAGCAUCCGGAGCCGUCUCAGGACCUCUCUCGCUUACUGAGGGCGUGGGGGUUCCUGCCGGAGGAGAUGGCGUGGGGGCUGUUCCGCCAGGUGCUGCAGGCCGUGCGGCACUGCACCAGCUGCGGCGUCCUGCACCGGGACAUCAAGCCCCAGAACAUCCUCCUCCACCUGGCCAGCGGCGAGGCCAAGCUCCUCGACUUUGGAUGUGGCACCUUCCUUAAGGACACGGUCUACACCCAGUUUGCAGGUGAGCCCACAGCCGGGGGAUGCUCCUGGUGCCGGGCAUCGCAUGGCCAUGCCCGGGUGUGGCAGUGGAGAUUGCCCCUUUGGCCGAGGGGGAACAGGAUUAGUUCUUCAGCCAAGUUGCUUUUGGAUGGGGCUGGGGGUUACUGUGAGACAGGCCCCGGCCUUGCCGACAGCCUGUGCCACCCACCCUGUCCCGGGCUGGGUCUGGGGCAGGGGGGAGCCAGCCUGACCAAAACCCCCGUGAGGGUAGCAGAGAAGGGGGUCAGAACUGUGCACCAGCUGGCUUGGUGUGCAGGAACACUGUCAUACAGCCCGCCAGAGUGGAUCUACCUCAAGCGCUACCACGGCAAGGAGGCGACCAUCUGGUCCCUGGGCAUCCUGCUCUACCAGAUGGUCUGCGGGAAGCACCCUUUCCGCAAAGGCCCCAACACCAUCUGGGCCCAGCUCCCGGAAGGAGAAGGGGCCUCUGCAGAAGCUGUGCCGGGUGGGCCUGCUGCUGGAGACAUCGAGGACGACGUCGAGGAUGACAAGCUCUCAGCUGACCUGGACGCCGGCGAGCUGAAGAGGAUGGCCUUUGAUUCUGGCCCCUUCCUCCAAGCCGUGCUCCACACGCCGUUUGCAGAUGAGUCCACACCCAGGGGGUGCUCCCGGACACGGGCAUUGCUCAGCCUGGCUGGGCACCGAAGGUUCCCCCUUUGCUGA
This is a messenger RNA of Pseudopipra pipra, 2073 nucleotides long. RefSeq lists its product as uncharacterized. Gene Ontology annotation, biological process: protein autophosphorylation. Bases 1 to 2073 code for a protein of 690 amino acids. The record is from RefSeq and is a predicted model, not a curated record. Gene Ontology annotation, cellular component: cytoplasm. Lineage: Eukaryota; Metazoa; Chordata; Aves; Passeriformes; Pipridae. Gene Ontology annotation, molecular function: ATP binding; protein serine/threonine kinase activity. The transcript has 5 exons.